UGGACGCUAGAGGCUGGUAUCACGCAACUGCCCAAUACACACGGAAUAUUCUCUAAAUUCACGAGAGAUUGGCAAUACCCAGGCAAAAUGUCCGUUUUUAGGACCAUCUUUGACGUCUUUAUUUUAUUGAGUACACUUUUCCUGUCGUACAUUGAGGUUUUUUACCGACUUGUUGUGCCGGCCAGUCGCAAGUCGGUAGCCGGCCGUUCAGUGCUGAUCACGGGGGCGGGGCACGGCUUGGGCCGGUUAAUGGCUCUGAGCUUUGCUCGAGAGAGAGCCGUCUUGGUGUUGUGGGAUAUCAACCAGGCGAACAACGAAAAAACUGCAAGAGAUGUACGUAAACUGGGUGCUCAGGCCUUCUCCUACACAGUGGACUGCUCCUCCUCUAAGGCCAUCAAAAAUACAGCCGAGCGAGUGUUGGAGGAGGUCGGCGGCAUCUACAUGCUGAUCAACAAUGCCGGGGUGCUGGUUGGAGAGGACAUACUGUCAUUGUCAGAGCGGAACAUCACUCAGACCAUGAACAUCAAUGUCAUUGCACACUUUUGGACCAUUCGCAAUUUUUUACCGGGAAUGCUGGAAGCAAACGACGGGCAUAUCGUCACCAUCGCCUCCAUGGCCGGAAAACAGGGCUCCCAUCGCUUAACCGACUACAGCGCCUCCAAGUUCGCUGCCAUCGGUCUUCAUGAAGCCCUUAGGGACGAAAUUGACAAGGUUUUCAACAAGCCAGGAGUCCAAACCACGGUGGUGUGUCCAAUGUUCAUAGAUACAGGAUUGAUUCACAGCACCAGUACAAAGAGAGAUGGCCGAGACAUGCUGAAGGCAGACGAGGUUGUGGAGCAAAUUGUGGAUGGCGUGCUGAAGAACAAGAGGGAACUGCUCAUGCCUGCAGUCAUUAACUGGGUCUCCAUGGUUCUAAAGGCUGUAUUACCAAAAAGAGGUUGGGAGGCCUUUCUUAGAAGCCAGGAAAUUGUCGUCCCCUCGCAGACCAGGAAGGAAAAAUGACGAUUCAAGAAAGACAGCUAUCGCCUGCUGUUACUCGAAGCUGCUGAGCUGACAGACGACAGCACAGACGGAGAAGAGCUGUGAGUCUAAUUUAAAUGUUUGAAUUCGGUCAGUCCAUCGGACAAUAUUGACGAUCAAAAUAUAUAGCAGGGCAUGACUCCAACAAUGAUGAUUACCCAUUUGCCAAAUCUACUUGAUACAUGUACAUACAUGUACAUGCACACAUCAAUGAACAAAAUGAUCAGAAAAAUUUAUUUUCAGCAGGCAAUUUACCUCAAGUGCACAGAACGUUCUGACUUAGCUAUCAAGGUAUCAUAAUGUGUAUGUACUUUGAUUUGUUUUGUCACACGAUUGAAGUCCGUCUUUUUGUGGCAGAGAAAAAGUUAAUUCUCUAAAGCACAGCCAACAGUUGGUGGUGUAUAUGUACAUGUAUGUUAUCAUAAUCAGCACUUCCAUUCCAGUAAGAAUCACGAUUCGAAAAAUUGCACGUUUACAGAAUGAUAGCAGUCAAAGUGACUGCAUUAAAUAUUCAAAUAUUGACUGCUUUGAGUUGUGUCGUAAAACUGGCCUCCCAAGGUAAUCCAUUGAGUAUUCCAAAACGAGACAAAGCAGUCGGUGUUUGUUUUAUAACACCUCUCCCACCGAUUCUGAUUGAUUGAUUUAAGAGAUAUCUGAUUGAUUUGAUCAUAUAUGAAGUACAUAUACUAUAUGUACUUGCAAAAAUAUGUCUGUGACUAAGAAAUUUGUUGAAAAUUUACCAGCACUUUUCCAAACUACCUCUUCACAAAAUGUGUGAAGCCUGCUCUGUAACGCUGGUGCUUUGGAAUAGGCAUGACACACACACCACAAUGCAUGCGCACACAAUGCCAGUAGUAAAGUGUAUUGUUCUUUGGUUGCUAGAGUAUAUUACUUUGGUUGCUAUGGGCAGAUAUACAUGUAAAUCUUUCCGUGCACAAGAAGAUGGCAAAAUUAGUGAAUACCAUGUGACUGGUUCUCAGCCAAUCAAGAUACAGAAUCUGUUUUUGAGGUGUUAUGAAUAAUUUAUAAAGCUUUUCAUUUUAAGUAUUCAUUUUGCACUUUCAAAUACAUGUAUUUGAUAAGAGGGUAUUUGUAUUUAUUGAUUGAUCAGUACCUCAAAUGGGAUUUUAUUACUUCUUAGACAAUGUAGACUAAAGAAAUCUAUUUUUAAAAUGGUCUUUUCAUGAUAAAUGUGAAUUUUAGGAUUUUACAUAUAUAACGAGAUGUGAUCAUUUCUGUCAUGCAAAAAUUCAGAAAAUAUAUUUUCCUAAAUACUAUGAUGGCUUUUCUACUUUUAAAACAUUUGUAAAUGAUAAAGCGUCUUUCACUCUGUCUACAUGUAAAUGACAAUGCAGGUUUGCCAUGGGGCCUUACAAAUGAAAGUAUUUCUUGUCUAUACAAAACUUUCCAAAUUGCAGGGUUUUUAAGUCUUUGGGUAUUGCUUGGUUUUUAAAUUUUCAUUUGCCUUUUUUUAUUCAUUCCUGUCUGUCUUGGCUUGUGUCUCAGAGAUACAUGUACGUGUGUAAAACUUUGGUGUAUUUGAUGUUGCUGAAUUAAAAUAACCAAACGACCUCCAAGAUUGCUGCUGUACGCAAAUGUAGAUUUUACAAACUAUUAAUGAUAAAAAACUUUCGAAAUAAACAGGCUAAUCCCCCAUUUGAAAUGCAAAUCAAAUAUUUGUGAGAAGUGAGCAACACUGCAAUUUUGUACACACUGUUCUGAAAUUUGCAGAUGUACAAUGCACAUGUAAAGCUCAGUAUUGACCUGCAGCACUGAAAAGUAACAGUGAACACCAAUUUAGAUGAAGGCAAACCAAGUUGAGGAUGAUCAAGCCGCAAAAGUGCAUUUCUCAGAUUUUGAUUUUGUACAAUUCCUCCAGAAUGAAGUCUAGAAGUUGCCCUCUUUCACAGAAUGAUUUCAUUAAACAACCAACGAAAAUUUUGUAUGGUCAUCU
This is a messenger RNA of Acanthaster planci (crown-of-thorns starfish), 2974 nucleotides long. RefSeq names its product 17-beta-hydroxysteroid dehydrogenase 13-like. The record is from RefSeq and is a predicted model, not a curated record. Gene Ontology annotation, molecular function: oxidoreductase activity, acting on the CH-OH group of donors, NAD or NADP as acceptor. Lineage: Eukaryota; Metazoa; Echinodermata; Asteroidea; Valvatida; Acanthasteridae. Gene Ontology annotation, cellular component: lipid droplet.